Messenger RNA from Calliphora vicina (urban bluebottle blowfly), 342 nucleotides. It is a transcript of the gene RpL29, whose product is annotated as ribosomal protein L29. The record is from RefSeq and is a predicted model, not a curated record. The transcript is spliced from 3 exons. Lineage: Eukaryota; Metazoa; Arthropoda; Insecta; Diptera; Calliphoridae. Gene Ontology annotation, cellular component: cytosolic large ribosomal subunit; ribosome. Bases 40 to 273 code for a protein of 77 amino acids. Gene Ontology annotation, biological process: cytoplasmic translation. Gene Ontology annotation, molecular function: structural constituent of ribosome.
UCCCUUCUUUUCCGCUAAAGUGUCAAAAACUAGCGUACAAUGGCCAAGUCAAAGAAUCACACCAACCACAACCAAAACCGCAAGGCCCAUCGCAAUGGCAUCAAGCGCCCAAUGCGUAAACGCCACGAAUCUACCUUGGGUAUGGAUGUUAAAUUCUUAACCAACCAACGUUUUGCCCGCAAGAACAACUUGUCUCGCGCUGAAGCUGACAAGCGUUUCAAGGAACGCGUUGCCGCUCAAUCUGGCACCAAGAAGCCCGUUUCCCUACAAUAGAUUGUUAAUUGCAAAAACGUAGAAUAAAGUGUGAAUUUGCAUUUGAUGGCUACAUUGAGUUUUUUUUAA